Pygocentrus nattereri (red-bellied piranha) is the source of this 3323-nucleotide messenger RNA. It is a transcript of the gene znf346, whose product is annotated as zinc finger protein 346. The record is from RefSeq and is a predicted model, not a curated record. The transcript is spliced from 7 exons. NCBI's taxonomy places the organism in Eukaryota, Metazoa, Chordata, Actinopteri, Characiformes, Serrasalmidae. Bases 65 to 919 code for a protein of 284 amino acids. Gene Ontology annotation, molecular function: nucleic acid binding; zinc ion binding.
UGAUGUUCGUGUGUCUGUGCCUCCUCCACCACACCGCUCCGCACCGCACCGCCUCCUGGACAACAUGGCGCACGGAGGAGCGAAUGGAGAUUUUCCAUAUUUACCUUCAGGGGCAGCAGAAGUUAACCGAAUGAUCCAGGAACACAGCGACCUGUUUUCAGACUCGCAGUGUAAAGUGUGCAGCGCUAUCCUCAUUUCAGAGUCUCAGAAACUUGCUCACUACCAGAGCAAGAAACAUGCAAGUAAAGUACGCCGGUACAUGUCAACCCACAAAGAUGAAGAACCAUUUGCUAAAAGAUUUAAAUCUUCAUCAGAUGAAGCUGUAAGUGAUGUAGGUCAAGGGGACAAAUAUAAAGCUUGCCAUGUGUGCAACAUGACAUUUUCCUCAGCAGUGGUGGCAGAAUCUCACUAUCAAGGCAAAGUGCAUGCCAAAAAUCUUAGAUUAAAAAACUUUGGUCCACAGACACCAGCAUUACCUCAGCCUAAGGCUAAGGUUAACAAGGAGGAUGUGCAGACUACAGGAGGGCAGGGCCCUGCUGCGGAAGACCCCAACCGUUUCUGCUCCAUCUGCCAGGCUUCUUUCAACAACCCACUCAUGGCUCAACAGCACUAUGUUGGCAAGAAGCAUAAAAAACAUUUGACCAAGCAGAAACUGAUGGAGACCUAUGGACCCUCCACCGCACCAGCCUCUACACUAAAGGGCUAUCCAUGCACUGUGUGCAAUAUUGAGCUCAAUUCAGUGGAACAGUACCAGGCUCAUAUCAGCGGCUCCAAACACAAGAACCAAGUUAAGCUUAAGAGAGGUGGCAACUCAUUUGUUGGUCCCUCAGAGAACCACCAGUCAGCCUACCAGUAUGGCUCUAACGACGAGGACCCAGCCCAGAAGGACUGGGGCAGCUUCAACCAGGACUAUGAGUGAGGAGAUGCCUUUGGCCAUCACUGUCCUCGCCGUGUGUGACGAGCUGCUACUGUUGGGCACAGACAAUGUCUGUUUGUACUGUGCACCUCCUAAUGCCAGCUUUUGCUUAUCACAGCUCUUCUUUGUGUUUGGUGUAUUUCUCAGUCAGACAUAGAUGAGUGACAACUUCUAACCUCCAUACUGUAUUCAUUCUCUCAGACAGUGAAAGAUAGCAGAAGUCAGAGAAAAAAGUUCUGUUUCCCUCUCAUUAGGGCAUUUUAUGAGACCUUGCAUUUCAGUUUACAAAUAUUUAAGUAACUUAAGAGUGUUUGUCAAAAUAUGCUACGUAAAUGCUUCAGAACACUACAGUUUCUGGUGACAUUUAGUAAAAAUGUUUUUUCAAACCUUGUUUUAUGAAUUUUGUUUCAAAAGGAAUGUCUUUUAUGAAAUCUCUCUCAAAUGUUGUUGACGUUUUAGCAUAAUGGAUUAAGUUUAGCCAUUUUUGUUAGUCAGCAAUGAAGAGGGUGUCUGUUGGUGUAUGUUGUAGGUUAAAUAGUGCUAUAUUUCCUGUUUUUUGUUUUUUACUGCUGUGUUCAAGGAGUCAUUUUAUUUUAUGUAAAGUCAUAAGUUUGACCAGUGGAGGGCAGUAGAGGUUUUAGCUUUUCUUUGACCUGUUUCACCUUUUAUUUGCCUGGAUAAAAAGUCAUUAGGUUGCAAUCAUCUGCUUACACCACAGUCUGUGGACUGCAGUUUGUACUGAUUGGAUCAUGCUUGUUUUUUCUUUCUUGUUUUGUGCAUCAUCAUUAUUAUAAUUGACUAAUCCUCUCUAUUAAGCAGCAUGUUCCAGUUUAGUGACCAUGUCCUCAAUUUGUGCAAAUAAGCAAAAUGUGCAAACUGAUCAUUGAAUUCUUUCAUGUUUCAAGUGCACAGUUAGAAACUUAAUGAGGGGCUGUUCUCCAAUGUAUGGAACUGGGUGCCCAGCUGAAACCCUUUCAGCUUAAUAGAAGUGAGUGUGGAGCACAUUAAGUUUUUUGCUAAAUGUUAAAAAAAAAAAAAGUUUUAUACAAGCAGCGUGUACACUUCUGCUACAAAUGAAAACUUAAUCUUUGUUGGCAGCACCUGCUGUUAUUUAGCAGUUCAGCUGAAGGUGGGGAGUAUUGCAUCUUUUACCUCCAUAGAUGGGGCUGAUGGGAACAGGCUGUGGCGAUAAGUGUAAUAGUUGCUAAAAUGAUUGAAACACGGUCGGUUCAGUUAUGUUGUUUGAACCAGACAAGCUUUCCAACCUUAAAACAAAAUAAAAAAUAAAGCGUAAUUAGUGAAAAGAGACAAAUUUAUAUUUGAAUAUAAAGUAGAACAGCAAAUAUCAGCAUGAUUAAACAGCAUUAUAUUUUAUUUACAUCAUCAGUAAUUUUUUUUUCAAUGUACCAGGAAAAAAGUACUUUCGUGAUAAAGGAAGGUCUUCAUGAUGAAAAUGUCUGAAGUGUCCAAAUUAUUGUGAAAAUGUACAGAUGAGGCUACGGGAACAAAAAGCCACGUUCAGUUUGAAUCUGUUUACCUACAUGCAAGACCCUUAUUACGUUCUGUAGCAUCUGUAACCCCCAUUUUUAGGUUUACAGUACCAUUCAAAAGAUUUGAACACCUUAAUAUUUUUUUUAAAUAAAUGUCCUGGACUAUGAUCACAUUACAGGGCUGAAGUGCUGCAGAUAAGUUUUUUAUUUAUUUAUUUAUUUGUUUGUUUGUUUUUGUGUAAAUGAGACACAUUUACCCAAUUAGAUUUUUUUUCAGACCACAGAAACCUUUUAGUCUUAUUUGAGCCACUGUGUGUUUUCCUAGAUCAUUUAUACAAAGUACAUCUGCCUUAUUGUUUUUUUUUUUCUCGUUUAUGUGUGUUGUUUUUCCUCAGAUGCAGUCUCUCUGUAUUGGUAACAUUAGUUCUUUUGAUUUCCACAUAUGGUGCACUGGAAAUGGAGACAUAAACAAGCCUUUUAUUUAUAUUUUUAUUAAUAGGAUGUUUCAUUGAAAAAUAUGUAGAAGUAUGUCAUACAUUUGCAUUGGUCUUGUAGAGCUUUUACAGUGUUUUAAACAGUUAAAUCAUGGCAAUCUGUCCAUAUAAGUGAAGAUUGAUACCACAUGCAGAGGUAAACUGCUCAGGUAGUUAAUUAAGCCCUAAAGCUGAGUUUUUAAUAAUAAGCAAACAGCCUACAGUGCUAAUGCAACAUGCAAAGCUGCAAAACACAUACGUGGUUGCUAUUGGGGAUGCAAGAAUUUUGCAAUGGGUUGGGCACUGGAAAUGCAUUCUAGGUGGCCACUCGUGAAGCUUCUUGAAAGAAUGCCAAGAAUGUACAAAGCUGUCAUCAAGACUUAGAAGAAUCGAAAACAGACAAUGUUUAUUGAUGUGUUCACUAUUAAAGUGUGGAAAAUAGUA